Molecule: messenger RNA, 2464 nt
Organism: Cyprinus carpio (common carp)
Lineage: Eukaryota; Metazoa; Chordata; Actinopteri; Cypriniformes; Cyprinidae
Product: gastrula zinc finger protein XlCGF57.1-like
Exons: 2
Coding region: 2-1231 (409 amino acids)
Source: RefSeq, a predicted model, not a curated record
CAUGAAGACUGAAGAAACAUUGAGAGUCAAACAAGAAGAUACUGAGGAACACACAGACCUCAUGCCGCUGAAAGAGGAGUGCAUAGUAUCGAAUGAAAAGGAAGAGAAAGAACAAUAUGAGACUCAUCUUGAUUUUAAAACCGGAGAAGAAUCUUUCAGUUGGCCACAGAUUAAAGAGACUUUCUCACAGAAAACAGCUCAUAAAACAGGAACUAAAAGUUAUUUCACCCCUUUUCACAGUGAAAAGAGUUUCAAUGAACAUGGAAACUUUAAAGUUCACACUGGAGAGAAGCCUUUCACCUGCGCUGAGUGUGGAAAAAGAUUUACUCAAAAAGUGUACCUUAACAGGCACAUGAGAAUUCACACUGGAGAGGGUUGUUUUAUCUGCCAACAGUGUGGAAUAUGCUUCAUUAAAAAAGGAUUUCUUAAUAGACACAUGCAAAUUCACACUGAAGAAAAGUGUUACGUGUGCCAUCAGUGUGGAAAAAGUUUCAACCAAAAAGGAAACCUUAAAAGGCACAUGACAAUUCACACUAGAAUAAAACUUUAUACAUGCCCUCAGUGUGGAGAGAGUUUCGAUCUACAGGGAAGGUUUGAAGAGCACAUGAAAGUUCACACUGGAGAGAAUCCCUUCACCUGCAAAAAGUGUGGGAAAAGUCUCAGUAGAAAGAGAGACCUUAACAGGCACAUGAGAGUUCACACUGGAGAGAAGCCUUACACCUGCCAACAGUGUGGAGUCAGUUUCACACGUAAAGGAAACCUUAAUGUGCACAUGAGAAUUCACACUGGAGACAAGCCUUACACUUGCCUUGAGUGUGGAAAACGUUUUACUCAAAAAGUAACCCUUAAAUUGCACAUGAGAGUUCACCCUGGAGAGAGUCGUUUUAUCUGCCAACAGUGUGGAAUAUGCUUCAUUAAAAAAGGAUUUCUUAAUAGACACAUGCAAAUUCACACUGGAGAAAAGCGUAAUGUGUGCCAUCAGUGUGGAAAAAGUUUCAACCAAAAAGCACACCUUAUCCGGCACAUGAGAAUUCACACUAGAGAAAAACUUUAUACAUGCUCUCAGUGUGGAGAGAGUUUCGAUCUACAGGGAAGGUUUGAAGACCACAUGAGAGUUCACGCUGGAGAGAAGCCCUUUACCUGCCAACAGUGUGGAAUGAGUUUUACUAAAAAAUCUAACCGUAACAGGCACAUGAGAAAUUUACAUGGCAUAUUUUCAACACAAUCUUGAUCUACAAAUGAGGAUUCAUUUGAGAGAACUGUUUUAUGUCAUCAGUGUGGAAGGAGUUUUGCAGACAGGAAUCAUGUAAUAAUGUUAUGAUGUGUAGAACAGCUCUGAAGUGAAGACCAGGGAUCUCAUUUAUAAAAUGAGAUGAUCUGUAGAUUUCAUCCUAAAAAUGUAUGUAUGCACAAAAGUUUUCAGAUAUAUAAAACCAUGCGUAUGCCAGAACCUGCUCAAAAAUCCCUUUAUAAAUCCCAAUCUAGGGAAGAUUGUGUGUACGGGCAUCUCCACCGUCUCCUCCCAGAAAUAAUCAUAUAUGGAGCUUACAACGCUUAGUUUUACUAUGCAUAACCUCACCUUCAUAUCAAUUCCAUGCAUAUUCCCAACCACAUGACACCAUGUUUAACACCGUUACAUUAAGGAAAUACGAGAUACGGACUAUAAUGCCAUUUGUGCCAUGCACAUUAAUUUUUAUCGUAAAAAAUUAUCCAGUAUCCUUGUUUUUUUUUUUUUAAUAAAUAUAUGAAAAUAUCCAUGAAAACAAAACUGUUUAAAAUAGUUCUGAGACACUGGCCAAAUAGUAUUUCAGUUGUUUUAAACAAAUCAAAUUAAAUUAAACUUAUGCAGUUUUGCUGAUAAGGUGAACAUAAGGUGAAGAUCUAUUUUGGAAACAGAAUGGAAACUAUUAUCAUUGGACCUAUUCAAACAGGAAAAUGUACCGUUUGACCACCGAAUCCAGCAGUGUCCACCAUAAGUAAGUGAGCAUUGACCAUUGUUCUCGCUAAAAUAUGUUCUCGUAUCAUGAGAUAUGUAUAAAUUUCUUUUGUAAUUUCAGUGCUUAUCUCUAUUAAUGAGAGUGGAAUAUUAAAUGCAAAUGCAUAUUGAAAUGAAAACAUAAGUUUACUUAACUUCUCACUCCAAAAGAGUUUGUAUGCUUGAUCUAGAAUGUUUGUACAGUGUGAACAUAUUUCAGGGCGUUCACGGGGUCUUAAAAAGUAUUAAAAGUUGAUAAAUCAAUUUAAGGAAAAUUAAUUAAUUACCAUUUUCCAAGGUAUUAAAUUUUGUAACAUCUUUUCAUUGUGUAUUUGUCUGAAUAGUGGGGUUUUGUGUAGUUUAAACCAGGGUUCCAAAAACCAGUCAGUAUCUGGUGUGACCACCAUUUGCCUCACGCAGUGCAACACAUCUCUUCCACAUAGAGUUGAUCAGGUUGUUGAUUGUGGCCUGUGAAAUGUUGGUCCACUC